AUGAUGAGUGUCGCCAUAUUGAGGCGGAGCGGGCUGAGAAAACCUUCCAACAUUCUACUCUUCGGCCUGGUCAUAGCGGACAGCAUGCUUCAGUUGAUGACCAUUAAUUUCUCAGAGAUUCUGGAAUACUUUGGCCCCGACAUAAAGUAUCCCGAUCUAUGUGGGUGGCAGUACGACGUAGGAGUCAACUACUUUCUUGUAGCCUGUGCUAUCGCGUUCUAUUUCAUCAGUACCUGGGGUCAGUACGCUAACACUACAAUCCCUAUGGUCAUAACCCUAGAAAGGCUGCUAGCGGUCUACAUGCCAAUGACCUUUAAAAAGUUUGUAACGCCAAGAACAGCCAAAAUUAGCGUGAUGUUCUCAUUCAUCGUUUGGCUGCCCUGGUCAGUGUACUACUUGACCGUCUUCAAUGUCCAAGUCCAGCGCUCAGAGGUCAUGGACUUCACCUCAGAUGCCCUUCACAUUGAGGACCUUGACGUCUACAACAUCUUCUACUACUACGUCAGCGACAUUCUCUCCUCCUGGGUGCCCAUCUCUUUCGUCAGCAUCGGCUGUCUGUUUAUAGCCUUUAAGGUCAGGAGGACUUUGCAAGAACGCAAAAAGCUGACGGCCAAGCAGGAGAGUGUGAAAUGGUCAGGGAGGACCACGGUGACCCUCCUGACCACAUGCGCCGUCUUCUCCCUUACCCACGUCAUCUACUCCUUCGGGAACUAUUUCACGCAAGACUCACCCUCGGCGACGUACUACCUCCAGUGGCAGCUGUUGAACACUGCCCUUCUACUCAACGCCUCCAGCAACUUCUUUGUCUACAUCGCCACGAACAAACGACAGUUUAUUAUUUUUAAGCAAAUAGUUUCUCGAGAGCCUUCCAAAGCAUCUGGAGGAGGGGAGAUUAGUUUACUAUUUCAACGAUCGGUCAACUAUUAA
Molecule: messenger RNA, 927 nt
Organism: Biomphalaria glabrata
Lineage: Eukaryota; Metazoa; Mollusca; Gastropoda; Planorbidae
Exons: 1
Coding region: 1-927 (308 amino acids)
Biological process (GO): G protein-coupled receptor signaling pathway
Cellular component (GO): membrane
Molecular function (GO): G protein-coupled receptor activity
Source: RefSeq, a predicted model, not a curated record